This is a messenger RNA of Panicum virgatum (switchgrass), 1128 nucleotides long. RefSeq names its product protein PYRICULARIA ORYZAE RESISTANCE 21-like. NCBI's taxonomy places the organism in Eukaryota, Viridiplantae, Streptophyta, Magnoliopsida, Poales, Poaceae. The transcript is spliced from 3 exons. The record is from RefSeq and is a predicted model, not a curated record. Bases 180 to 836 code for a protein of 218 amino acids.
AGAAGCUAUCCUCGUCGAAAACCACACGGUCGUAUGUGCUACAUAUAUAGAUCAGCACAGGCACGACCACGGACACACCUCACUGGUCCAUCUUUUGUCUGAUAAGACUGCCCCAUGCUCUGAACUGCUCCAGUUGCUAUGUGAGCAACCUGCAUUUCUUGAAGAUAGCCUUGUGAGAGAUGCCGACGGUAGUCAUCACGCUGGACCUGUCAUGCGGCCGCUGCAGAAGCAAGAUCCAGAAGAUCCUCUGCUGCAUCCAAGAGCGUUGCGGAUUCGUCUUCGAGAAGGUGGUGUACGAGAAAGAGAAGGUGGUCGUCACCGGGCCCUUCGACGCCAUCCAGCUCUGCUGCAAGCUCCGGUGCAAGGCCGGCUGUUUCGUGACCAAAAUCGAGAUCGUGCCACCGCCGCCGAAGCGACCACCACCACCGCCACCGCCAUCGCCUCCGCCACCACCGCCACCGCCACCGCCGCCGCCCAUUGAUGAUACCGACAAGUGCAAGAAGAAACCCAAAAAAAAGCCCGACCCCGCCCCAUGCGAUAAGCUGGUCCCUUACCCAUAUCCGUAUCCGUACCCGUGCCCUUACCCAUACCAGCAGCCGGCGUGUCCGUCCAGCUGCCCUACGCCGCCGCGCCCCUGCUGCCAAUGCCGCUCCUGCAAGCCGGCGCCGCCACCAUGCCCACCGCCUCGGCCGGUCUGUCCGCCCCAACCGGUGUGCUGUCCGUUGCCUCCGCCGCCAUGCCCGUGCCCGCCCUGGACGCCUUGCCAGUGCCGCGGCAACAAGCGGGACUUCUGCUUCGAGGAUGCCCAACCCGACGGCCCCUGCGCUGUCAUGUGAUGCUGCUGCUGCGGGCUGGCGGCCGGGCGGCUUUGCUUGCUUCAACCUGACGAUGAUGCAUGACGUCUACGCACAUCUCUGUGAAUUUUUCCGGCCUGUAGUAAGACCAAGCAAUGCAAUCUGUUGUAUGUACUCAUACGUUUUCAUGCUCCGAUUAUUCACGGCUGCUUCUGGAAUCAUGAGCUGCAAAAGCGAAUACUGUACAUGCUUGAUUAUGUGUGUUACAGUAUGUAUACAGUUGCUGUACUUGAAAAAGAAUAAGGAUGAAAAAGCAAUCUUUUAAUUUUGGUUU